AUGGGCAUGAUCCAGCGGGAUACCAAUGGCUUCUGGCACUACUUGGCUUUCCGUCCAGUCUUGAACAAGCCUGGCGCUGAGGGCGAGCUGCGGCGCCAGGAACUGUGGCGGAAGCGUAUGGUCAACUUGCUUGGCCCAGAGCAUCCGGCUGCCAAGCUGCUGGAGGCGACCGAGCAAACCGACUCGGCGAGGUCGGUCCUCCUCCAGCCGCUGAAGCCACCGAAACCGCGACGACACCACGUCUCUGAGGCCAUUGCAGAGUCCAUGGCUCCGCGCUCACCUCCUGCCAAGGAUCACAAGACCUUGAAGCGAUCAGGAACAGCGCCGGCAUCUGCAUUUGGCCGUGAUCGGAAUUUAGAUUUCAGCCCUUCGCGCCACGCCUCGCAGAAAUCUGCGGUCCUGGCGUCUAGCGACUCAUAUUACUGGGCUGGCGUUGAUCGAGCACUUUCCAAGGAUUCAGGUUUGGGCCUGAACUCCUUCCCGCUGGAAGCUCAGCUUGCCAGGUGUUUUGGCAAGAACCGAUGUUGUCUGGAGUGCUUCUUCAUCUUAGUCUUAGUCUUCUUGUUAUCCGCUCCUUGCUUCUCUCCAAGAAGACUUUGCACGUAG
Molecule: messenger RNA, 606 nt
Organism: Symbiodinium sp. CCMP2592
Lineage: Eukaryota; Dinophyceae; Suessiales; Symbiodiniaceae
Source: the annotation of a GenBank genome assembly